AUGUCCAACGACUCCAUGGAUCUCCCCAUCGUCGACAUCGAUGUCUUCCUCAAUCAGACCAGGGACUCACUUGCGGUGUUGGAAGAGUGCCAUAAGGCAGCCGAAGCCCUUGUAGUCUACGGCGCAGUGAUCCUGCACGAUUCCCGCGUCACAGAGGACGAUAACCAAGAAUUCCUCGAUCUGCUUGAAGACUACUUCGCCCAACCACAGGAGGCUCUCAAAACAGACGAACGCCCUGAGCUCAGCUAUCAGGUCGGCGUCACCCUCGAGAACACGGAGAAGCCGAAAUGCGCUGUGGACGAACCGUGCUUGCGGAUUAUCGAGAGGCUGGACCCCGCUGAGCGGCCGCUCGAUAUCUCUGCGCAUUCGCCGGAUCCGAAGUGUCGGUUCUUCUGGAAGAUGAGUGAGAAGCCCCCGUAUGAGACGCAGUACCCUGGGCUCAACGCGCCGAACGUGGUCCCUGAGGCAGAGGACCUGAAAGCUCGGUGGACACCGACGAUGGAGAAGUGGGGCAAGUCGAUGAAGAACGCCGUUGAAAACCUCGCCGAGAUGACCGCUAUCGGUUUGGGUCUCCCCGGUCAUACUUUCAAGGAAGCAGGCAAAUACGGCCCGCAUAUCCUCGCCCCGACCGCCUCAGAUCUGGUGAAAUACGGCCAGAAGGAUACCAUCCUAGCGGGCUUCCACUCCGAUCUCAACUUCCUCACCAUCCACGGCCGCUCGCGGUAUCCCGGCCUGCAUAUCUGGGCACGCAACACCGGCAAACGCAUCCCCGUGAAGCUGCCGCCGACUGGACGGUAUCUUCUCGUACAGGCGGGGAAGCAGCUGGAGCACCUAUCUGGGGGUCUAAUAAAGGCAGGAUUCCACGAGGUUGUUGUCAAUGACGCGACUUUGAAGGUCAUUGAACAGCGUAAGACCACCCACCCCGAUCGCCCUCUCAUUCGUAUCUCUUCGACCUUCUUCUGGCACCUUUCCUCCGAUUUCGACCUCGCACCCCUUCCGGCUUUGGCUGAUCGUGCCCGCUCAAUGAGGGCGUCGGAAACUAGCAUGGGCCCUGUCGAAGACGAAAGUACUCUGUACCCACCAAUGAAAGUCGGACAGCAAGUCUCGAACGAGCUCAAGCACAUUGCAUUGAUGGCAUGA
Messenger RNA from Pleurotus ostreatus (oyster mushroom), 1140 nucleotides. RefSeq lists its product as uncharacterized. Lineage: Eukaryota; Fungi; Basidiomycota; Agaricomycetes; Agaricales; Pleurotaceae. The record is from RefSeq and is a predicted model, not a curated record. The coding region runs from base 1 to 1140 and encodes 379 amino acids. Gene Ontology annotation, molecular function: dioxygenase activity. The transcript has 5 exons.